CAUACCCCUAUCAACAUGGCCGCCUCCAGUGAUCACACGUUGUGAAGGAGAUUUACAUAAUCCGUCACUGCGAGAGGUUUAUAUAUAUGUAUGUAGCUUUCAGUUCACAGACAAGAAAGAUCGAUAUGCUUAUUAUAAGAAACAGAACGUGUCAGUUGUUUGCAUGACUUUGUGAUUCGCAGCGAAACACAUACGUUUAGGGAUACCUGAUCUACGACCCGGAUUCUUUUUGACCUCAUCUGCUAUGUACUAGGCCUAGUGCACGUGGUCAGGUAGGCCCGUUUUCAGCAUGGCAACCAAGAUUUUAGAAUGGAUGAAAUCCAAUAGACUGAUUUUGACAGUGUUGGGAAAUGCUGGCACCCUGUAUGGACUGACAGUCAUCCCAAGUACAUUUGGUCUAAUCAUGUACAAGCGGUACUAUCAGUCCAGAAUAAAGGAAUCAGCACAUGCAGCAUCCACUGUAUGCAACCCAGACUCCACACUGAGGAAACUUAUUAGUCAGGUGAAAAAGGACUUUGACAUGGAGAUGGUACAUAAUAAUCAGGUAAAGGAUGAUGGGGAUUGGCUGAUGAGACUGAGAGACAGGGUGAAAUUUAUGGUUGUUCCCAGUAUAGAACCAAGUCACAAAGGAAGCUUAUGGGGCUAUUUCGGUACUGUCAUUAGUAUACCACAUUACUUCAUGAAUUAUUCACCCGAGAAUGUGAACACUGUGCGUUCCCUCUCCAGGGGGAGAUUAAUUAGUGUUCUCACUAAGGGCCGAAUAGAGAGGCCUCCAAGGGUGCCAGUGGAUUUGAAAUCUGAAGAUGGUAUCGCACUCAUCAAAUCUCUCAUCUUGACUGAUGAGGAGAAAAAGUUUGUUUUGAUGAGGGAGAUGGUUUCCUCUCAGCACAAUUCUGACCAUGUGAUUGCAGCCUUCCGCAUCGUAACAACAGGAACAUCUCUAGGUCUCAUGUACUGUACUAGGGAGUUCCUGAUACAAGACGUUGGGGAGAACUUGUCCAGGCUAGCUAAAACUGACUUACAUAGUAACGGUCUCCUGACAAAAGUAACAAGGGGGUCAGUCUAUACGUUGAUCCUCGGGUCUGGUUUAGCGACAUACUACAGCUUAUUAUUCUUGUAUAAAAACCGUAAGGAGAAGCAGUCCGACAGGACAGUUGCUGCCAUCAGCAAGAACUACGCAGAGGCAGGAAGGGAGUAUUAUAAACGUGUCCUGUCGAGGAAUCUAGCUUGCAGAAAAAUCUUAGGACCAGCGGACGGAGCCUACUUGUUUAGUGGUAGGGGGGACUUGAAGGCAUGGUUCUUCAGACAGGAAACACCAAUCACAGUACGUCUUGCCAUCAUGGAAGAUUAUUUGUCUAAAUACAACCAGGAAGAGAAAAAAAAAUCAACGAACAGUGGUGAUAAGAAAAAUACAAAAUGAUGGAUGAGAAAUAGACAUAUUAAGCUCACCGGUACCUGGUUAGGAUAUACCAGGGUGAGGAUAUGUGGUGGGGCAUCAUCCCUCGUCUGUUGUUUAUUAACUUUUGUAUUAAACUGUUUCUCCUCCUGAACUAACGUGUAAACUUCAAUAGCUAUUGGGGCUGCCCCUCCUUUAGCUAAGGGGUAGGGAAAAAAGGAUCAAAUUAGCUUAUUUAACUCAUUCACCCCUGAAAUUUCAUAAUGAACUAUUCCAACCUUUGAAUUGGAAAAGUUCAAAUGUGUCUUCAGGGGUUGAUGAGUUAAAUAAUAUCUCCCUAGCUACUGGAGAGAUUUCAACAAACUUGAAGUGGUAGCAUGCUUAGUCCAUGAGGAGUUAUACAGAUAAAGGGGCUUAGGUUUGGGAUUAACAGGAUUUUCUUUUAAUUACAUCUUCUUCCAAAUCAUUUCGAGGAUUUCAACUAAUUUGAAGUACAUGUAGUAGCAUGUGUCAAGUCCAAAGGGAUCAAAUGAUACACAAGUAAAGAAGCCAGCCUUCCUGGGAGCUUGGAGGCAAGAUCAAAAGAGAUCGAAUGAAAUAUAUGGAAAGAUUUACUUGAAACAAAAUCUCUUCCUAUACUAAUGGGCAGGUUUGAAACAAAUUGCAGUGCUGGCAUCCUUUGCCCACGAGGAUAAAAAUUCAUACAAAUGAAGUGGCUAACAUUCCUAGGGGAUCUCCCAAAGUACUGGGCAGAUUAUAACCUCAUUUCAAAUAGCCAGCUGAGUGAUUCAAGGUCCUUGGGCCUUUUGUGGUUUAUUGUCUAAUGAGACACUGUCACAGACAUCAUGCAAUUCUAUCAAAUUUCAGCCAAUUAAUUCUAGUCUGGCCAAUGAACAGGUUGGAAGGUAUAUGUUACUUUUUAUAAAGGUAAAUUGACACAAGUAUGGACAUGAUUCAGUGACAUGUCAAAAAUUUCAAGUGCCUAUGAAGGAUCCAACACACCAAGAAAAACUGUGUUGUUGAUGCCACUCACCUAUUGUGAUAUUAAAAUUCUUAUUGA
Molecule: messenger RNA, 2456 nt
Organism: Mizuhopecten yessoensis (Yesso scallop)
Lineage: Eukaryota; Metazoa; Mollusca; Bivalvia; Pectinida; Pectinidae
Product: transmembrane protein 177-like
Exons: 4
Coding region: 290-1420 (376 amino acids)
Source: RefSeq, a predicted model, not a curated record